Molecule: messenger RNA, 1450 nt
Organism: Gryllus bimaculatus (two-spotted cricket)
Lineage: Eukaryota; Metazoa; Arthropoda; Insecta; Orthoptera; Gryllidae
Source: the annotation of a GenBank genome assembly
AUGGCGUGUGGGUGCAAGCGAGUGGGUGUGGGUGCGCGAGUGGCGGUGGUGUGCGCCGAGUGUGGCGUGUGGGUGCGCGAGUCGAGUCUGCGACGGGGAGUCGACUAUGUUUGGCGCGAGGAGACGAAUCGGCGUAGUGGCCGAGAUCGCGCCGCGCGGCGAAGUGACCCCUCCGGAACGCCACCGUAUCGCAGGGCCGGCGCGCGCGGACGCGGGGCGGGCGCGAUGGCGUCGCGCGUGGCGUCGGGCGGAUCGAUGCCGGCGCCGCGCCGGGACGUACGAAAGAGGGAAAAUAAAGAGUGCACUGAAGUUUCUUCUUCUUUCCUUUUUCAUUUUAUUCUUCUUUUUGUUUUUCUUCUUCUUCUUUUUGUUUUAAUUCUUGUUCUAUUUGUUUUUAUUCUUCUUCCUUUUGUUUUUCUUCUUCUUCCUUUGUUUCAGCUAUCCAAUGUUUUUGGAGUCUUGCUGAACUUUUUAUUCCGUGUGAGCAGAAUUCGAACCACAGAAAAAGAAAAUGUUUCAUUCUUUAGUCCAAAAGUCAUCACAGUUUUUGGAGAGUUUUCGUACCUCUCGGAUGGAAUUGGAAAUUUUGCGACUAUUUUGACCCAUAAAAACGUCACCGCAGUCAGAAUAAUUUUCUUUGGCAAACACGCUGCUACGUGUUUAACAGCGCCAUCCAGUAACGAAACUGAACGAGUCUUCUCAUCGUUUUCUUUAAUGACGCUAGACGCGCUGAUUACGUUCGUGUCAUGCCACAGUGGGAUGCUGCGAGCUUCUGGACUGAGAAUUCAAGUUCAACUGGAGGCGCGCGCGUUGUAUCGUGAAUUCCUACGCAAUUCGUCUCGCAAAUGUCAUGACAGCGCUGGGAACCCAAGCAACGGAAAUGACCCUCCAGCUGUCGAGAAAUGGAAGCUGUGAAUGUGACGGAAUUGUUAGAAACACGACAGCAGGAAUGGGACCCUCUGAAGAAUAUGCAAGACUUUGGUGAUGGCAAAGUGUCCAAUUCUGCAUAGGGUAAGUAGUCUCUAUUUACCUCCUCCGAUGAGCAUUAAGACUUUACAGAACUUCAGGUGUAAUCUGUGACAUAUUAAACUGUCAAUGCAGAUGUGGUAAAGAAUAGGCAAAAUCAGAACCACGUUUGGAGGGAAUCAAAGACUGCAUGUUUCUGCCAAACCACAGUGCCUAUAAAUCAGGGGAAAAUGACAAAAGUGUAACUUCGUUACAUGAGAUUUUCUAUUAUAUGUUCGUUCACAAAUAGAUAUUUAGUCGACUCCUUACAUGCCAUAGAAACUUGUAAUAUUUAUUCUGAGAAAUGUGUGUAGUGUUAGUUUGGGCACUAUGUCAAGGUGAUGUGUGUAUCAACGGAAUUGACCCCAACUCUAUUCUUGUGUUGCUCUUCGUUUUCCUUUAUCUUCGUUGAUUUUAAUUAAAUGAUAUUAACAGGGGAUGUUGC